Messenger RNA from Cuscuta campestris, 3111 nucleotides. The record is from the annotation of a GenBank genome assembly. Lineage: Eukaryota; Viridiplantae; Streptophyta; Magnoliopsida; Solanales; Convolvulaceae.
GAUUAUAUCUUUCUGAUUCAUAUUACGUUCUUGGUCCGCCAUCUGAUCGGGUUAAUCCCAUCAUUGGUGCUUUCAUUGAGAGUUACUGUGAGACAGAGUUGUGAGAUUAUGGCCGGACGAAGGACGAGACGUAACACCGCCACUUCCGCCCAGUCGACGGUGAGGAGUGACCACCCUGAACAAGGCAUGAUCGUUCUAUCAAUGGGCUGGAAACGGCGUUGAAUAAUGUGGCUAACAUGAUGGCCAACAUUAUGGAACGCUUAGAUCAGGCUCUCCCUAGCCCAUCUGGUACCCGGAAUGUCCCUACCGGGCAGCUCCGCCAGGUCCUGUAUACUGCCAGUUCUCCCAUCCUCCAGGAACUUCACGAUCCGGAGGAGGUCGAGAGGGAGAGACAGGCCAUCGCUAGGCGCCAGGCGGAGGAGAUGGCCCGAAAUAAUAGGGCGAAUGGGGAUCGAACCAGGGCUGUGAGUCAAGCCAUAGGCAACGGAAACGAAAACCCACGGGGGGCAGUUUUUGAGAGGAUAUCUCACCAGAGGGCUCACGUUAGUGAGAGGCUGGGGAAGAAUCCGGACAAGGCACCCCAGGGUUGGGUACGACCCCAGGCCAGCCAAGUGGCAUCCUCUAACCGCGAACCUCGGCAGCGAGCCGAGCGCGGUGGGAGCCAAGCGCCAAUGCGUUCAUUGGUGGUCUUGGACGACAAGGAAGUUCAGAGCCAAGCCAGGAUCCCAGCACCGCAGCGUCUGGGGCCGCAAGUACCGGAAGCUGGCGAGUUCCAGGAUUUGAGGCAACAGAUCCAGGAGAUGCAGAGAAAGAUAAACAGGGGGCGAGUGUUCACUGCCCGGACGAAUACUCUGCUCGCCCCGGAGAUCUUUGCGGAACCAUAUCCGCAAGGCGACGCGUUGAUGUGCCGAUGUUUCUUGCAGAAAGUUGAUAGCAAGGUCGCGGACUGGGUGAAUCACAUUCCCGCCGGAUCGAUCCGGACUUGGGAUGAAUUGGGAUUGCGGUUCCUAGAGUAUUUUGCAGGAAACUGCCGUCCCAAGAAGCAUUUCACUCACUUGGCUUCUGUGCGGCAGAAGCACGAGGAGUCCUUGAAGUAUUUCCUAGUCCGAUGGAGAAAAGAAUCCAGGGAGGUGGGGGAGGUGACCGCACAGCUCUUAAGGCCCGAAGAGAGAUGUCCCAUAGUAGAAGUUGCAGGCGACAUAGAGGAGGUUGAACUGGAGCCGGGCACGCCGGGAAGGUUGGUCAGAAUUGGAAAGGACCUGGGGGCUGAACUCAUGACGCGAGUGAUCUCUGUUCUUAGAAAGUUCAGGAAGGUCUUUGCAUGGAGUCCAGCUGAUAUGCCGGGGCUGGAUCACAAGAUUGCAGUUCAUCGCCUCAAUGUAUUGCGGGAUGCUAAACCGGUGAAGGAGAAGCGGAGGCAUUUGUCGCAGGAAAGGAGAGACUUCGUGAAGAAGGAGGGUGGAAAAUUCUUGGGGCACAUGGUAAGCUGGAGAGGGAUUGAGGCUAACCCGGAAAAGGUUAGGGUCAUCAUGGAGGUGGAACCACCGAAGACAGCAAAGGAAGUCCAGUGGUUGAGGGGGAGAUUGGCGGCUUUGAUUCGUUUCCUUUCAAAGCUGGCAGAGAAGGCACACCCGUUCUUUACUGUAAUCAAGAAGAGGGCGACCUUUGAGUGGACGCAAGAAUGUCAAGUAGCAUUCGAAGAGCUGAAGAGAUAUCUGGCAAGUCCCCCGGUUUUGUCCAAGCCGGAACCUGGGGAUGUCCUGACGUUAUACUUAGAAAUUGUAGACUGUGCCAUCAGUACUGUGAUUGUGAGAGAGGAAAAUGGGGCCCAGCAUCCGGUCUACUAUGUCAGUAUGACCUUGAGAGAUGCGGAGUUAAGGUAUUCCCGCCUAGAAAAGGCCAUGUUAGUGGUCUUCUGGACGGUGAAGAGAUCAACCCCGUACUUUCAAGCUCACCGGAUUGUGGUGCUCACCAAUGAGCCUUUGGCGUCACUUACUCGAAGCCCGGCGGCGUCUGCGCGAAUGACCAAGCGGGCGGUCUUCAUCAGUCAGUACAAUGUAGAGUUCAGGUCGCGUCCAUCAAUCAAAGGGCAAGCACUUGCCGAUGUUCAUUUGGAGUGCACGGCCAGGGAGAUGACGAGAGCUCGGGUUGAGACCCGGGUAGAAGAUGACUGGUGGAUGAUGAGCAUUGAUGGAUCUUCUGGGUCUCGAUCCUGUGGAGCAGGUAUUAUCUUGAUUACUCCGGAAAAUUUCCGGAUAUAUUACGCUAUCAGAUUUCAGUUCCGUGUGUCCAACAAUGAAGCUGAAUAUGAGGCCUUAAUCAAUGGACUAAAGAUUCCCGGCAAGCUGGGGGUGUCUAGGGUCCAAGUAUACAGCGACUCCCGCUUGGUUGUGGGACAAAUCAAUGGGGAGUUCGAAGCAAAGGAAGAAAGAAUGAAGAGAUAUCGAGACUUGUCCUUGGAAAUGUUGGGCAGAUUCGAGUAUAAGCUAGAGCACAUACCCCGGGCGCACAAUGCGGAAGCUGACGUUUUGUCCAAGCUUAGCGCUGAAUCACCAGAAUAUAUAAGCAAGUUAGCAACGGUGGAGGAGUUGGCAACCACGAGUCUCAACAGGGAUGAAGUGCUCUGGGUAUCAGCCGAUCCUCCGGAAUGGUUGGACAGGUUAGCUAGAUACAUUGAGGACGGGGUAGCCCCGGAAGAUCCUCAGGAAGCCCGGUUGUUGCGAAUGAGAGCACCUACCUACAAGGUGCAGGAUGGAGUCCUAUCGGACGGCGGGCUUUCAGCAGCGGCAAUUAAGAAAGAUCUCGACAUCACCGUCGUCUACGGCCGCUACCUGAAGGAGAUGAAGCUCUAGUCUACUAUUGUCGUUGGAAAACAUAGGGCUGACCGAAUUACCUCCAUUAGAGCUUACCAAUUUUGCUCCCCGUCACCGUACUCAGUCGCAACCUUCCCUGGAAGCAGACUUUUGAGCUUCGCCCAAAAUAGAGUCCAAAGCAGCACUUAAUGGUUCAGACUGUUUGUUUCAGCCUCUUAAUGGUUCAGAUGUCUGAAUGGUUAAGAGAUUUGCCUCUGAAUGGUUAAGUAUUAUACAGAGUCUGAAUGGUUAAGACCUC